Messenger RNA from Linum tenue, 1636 nucleotides. The record is from the annotation of a GenBank genome assembly. NCBI's taxonomy places the organism in Eukaryota, Viridiplantae, Streptophyta, Magnoliopsida, Malpighiales, Linaceae.
GUUCUGAAGAUUAUUAUGUUCAUUGUGGGCUUUUAGGGGCCACGAAAAAGUUAACUAAAUGCUGGGCCCAAGCCUAUACAACAUUCAGCGCGAUAACACACCCCGGAAUCAGAAACUGACCACCGGAAACUCCGGCGCCGCCGUCAGAGUUCGAGCUGCAGCACAAACACAGACGCUCUAGCUUAGCUUCAGCCGGCGCCGCCGGGAACCUGUCUCAGAAGAAGCUCCAGGAAUGGAAUGAGAAGAAGUGCACCGGAAAAUUAGGUUUCAGCGAUUUGACCUCUGGAUCAUCCGAACAUGGAUUCCCGCUGUUUCAUAUCCGAUUUCCGUUCGAAUUCCGUUUUCUCACCACCAGUUCCAAAAGCCCUCAAUAAACCCUUCCUCGCUCUACCUUGUUGCUGGUCCGCUCGAGCCCACCGCUGGCUCUACUUCGAAGACGCCCAAUUUUCAGCUUCUCCGAGGACAAGAAAGAGCCGGUUUUUACCAAAUCUGGAAUGCAUUAACAUUAGGGCGAGUCGGGAAUCAAUCAAGAAUUCUGCCGAAGAGAAGAAGAAGAAGAAACCAGGGGUUGCGAAGAAAAAGUUAGCAGUUUUUGUAUCUGGUGGAGGGUCGAAUUUCAAAUCGAUUCAUGAAGCUUGUGUCGAGGGAUCCGUUCAUGGUGAAAUUGUUGCUUUGGUCACCAAUAAAACUGACUGCGGAGGUGCUGAGUAUGCCAGAAACAAAGACAUCCCAGUUCUUCAGUUCCCUAGAACAAAAGAUGGGGCGGAUGGAUUAUCCCCAACUAGCCUUGUGGAUGCUCUCAGGUUCCAUACUUUGCCGAAAGACAAGGGAUUGAAUUUUCUUUCCUCGCGUAAACAUGAUGCAAAUGUGAUGUUUACACUUCAUAUUGUUGUCUCUGAUAAGGAACUUUGAAGUUGAGUUUGUGCUCUUGGCUGGGUUUCUAAAGCUUAUACCAGUGGAGUUGAUCAGGGCUUAUCCUCGUGCCAUACUAAAUAUCCAUCCAUCGCUUCUUCCGGCUUUUGGGGGAAAAGGGUAUUACGGGAUGAAGGUGCAUAAAGCGGUCAUUAGCUCUGGUGCAAGGUACUCAGGUCCGACAAUUCACUUUGUUGAUGAGCACUAUGACACUGGGCGUAUCCUUGCUCAAAUGGUCGUCCCAGUUCUUUCAACUGAUAGUCCGGAGGACCUAGCUGCCAGAGUUCUGAAAGAGGAACAUAAGCUAUACAAAGAAGUGGUCGCUGCACUAUGUGAAGAAAGGAUAGUGUGGAGGGAAGAUGGUGUUCCUCUCAUUCAAAGUAGACAGGACCCCAACCAUUUCUGCUAGCUGCGAGAACUGGGUUUUCCGUGCAUCUAGUUUAUCAAACCUGCGUUUUCCGUUUCAGUUUUGGGUGAAAAUGAACUUUCAUGUUUUGUACUUGUGUUAUUCAUCGAAAAUGUAGUUAAAAAUUAGAUUACAAAGGCUCGUUCAGGUGUCAGACUACGUCCACCGGUAAUAGACGAUUUUGGCCUAUUGGACAUAAGCUUGUGCCUCACAUCACCAAAUGCGGCAACAUUUAGGUCUCCAAAAUUAGAUUCCAGCUCCAGUUUUGUAUAGAUGGUAUAAAGCUACAUGUUUAGCUAACUGAAGCGAGAAUUAGAC